Messenger RNA from Ruditapes philippinarum (Manila clam), 4048 nucleotides. RefSeq names its product protein arginine N-methyltransferase 5-like. Gene Ontology annotation, cellular component: nucleus; cytosol. Gene Ontology annotation, biological process: peptidyl-arginine N-methylation; regulation of DNA-templated transcription. The transcript has 15 exons. The record is from RefSeq and is a predicted model, not a curated record. The coding region runs from base 56 to 1939 and encodes 627 amino acids. Lineage: Eukaryota; Metazoa; Mollusca; Bivalvia; Venerida; Veneridae.
GGUACCGUGAUAGUACAGGUUUUAAUCAUUCUUUAACCGGUGGUGUAGUACAAAAAUGCCCGGAAGAAUGGCUACACGUGUUUCUUGUGGAAGAGAUUUUCACUGCGUUCCAGACAUAAAUACAGCUUUAGAUACUGCAUGCAAAGCAGGAUUUGAUUUUGUCUGUCUGCCUAUAGUAAACCCACGUUUUAAAAGAGAAUGCAUUCAAGGACCUGCAAAGACCAGACCAGGGGCAUUAACUCGCUCAGAUCUCUGUUUAACGAGUGGGGACUGGAGCAGUCUCAUUGUAGGAAAAACAUCGCCAUGGCUACAGUUAGAUUCAGAUGUGGACGAUAUCAGGAAAAAUUCUGAACAGGCACUUAAAGAGGAGAUGAAUUAUGCGACACAUCUAGGCAUGCCGGCUGUCAUGCUGUAUUUGAAGAGUAGGAAGAUCACAAACUUGGCCAGGUGUCUUAAUGAGCAUUUACUCAGUGGUUACUUCCAACAGCAAUUUUGGGUGCAUGUUCCUCUAAAAACGCCAGGGGAUUGCUUAGAGGACGUUAUUGAUGGGGAGUCAGUAGACGAGGAUCAGAGUACAGAGGACCCUUGGGAAUGGUGGAACACGUUCAGGACAAUGUGUGAUACUAAUAAACGUAUAAGCGUUGCCCUGGAAAUAACAGAAAAUUUGCCGGAGGAUUAUGUAUUACAGCGCUGGUUAGCCGAGCCUAUCAAGGCCGUCGUCAUAUCAACCAAUCUCUUCCUUACCAACAAGAAGGGAUAUCCUGUACUCUCCAAAGCUCAUCAGGGAUUUCUAAGAAGUUUGUUCAAGGUAUUGAUUUUGACCGGUGCCAAUAAGCAUGGGGAUAAGGGCAUUCACUCGUACCAGCAAUAUCUGGAUCACCUUUGGCAGACACUACCAACCCCUGACACAGUGACUCAGUUUGCAAAGGGAUAUGAGGAUUAUUUACAGUGCCCGCUACAACCAUUAAUGGAUAAUCUAGAAUCUCAAACAUACGAGAUAUUUGAAAAAGAUCCAAUAAAAUAUGCCCAGUAUCAAAAGGCUGUGUAUUGUGCCCUACUUGACAAGAUCAAACCUGAGAACAAAGAUAAAGAAUCAGUUGUGUUAAUGGUUGUGGGUGCUGGUAGAGGUCCACUUGUACGUGCAUCAUUGGCCGCAGCAGGACAAGCUGACCGCAACAUCAGAAAAAUUUAUGCCGUGGAGAAAAAUCCAAAUGCAGUUGUUACAUUAGAGAACCUGCGUGAUGAAAUGUGGGGAGAUAAAGUAGAGGUGAUAUCAUGUGACAUGAGACAGUGGAAUGCCCCAGAGAAGGCAGACAUAUUGGUCAGUGAGCUCCUCGGAUCCUUUGGAGAUAAUGAACUCUCGCCAGAGUGUUUAGAUGGUGCUCAGAGGUUUCUGAAAGAUGAUGGUAUCAGUAUACCAUGUGAAUAUACGUCAUACUUGGCACCAUUACAGUCGUCUAAGUUAUAUAACGAGGUCAGAGCGUCAAAAGAUAAAGAUAAGCCUCCUGAGACAAAUUUUGAGAUGCCAUAUGUUGUAAGACUUCACAAUUGUCAGAUACUGGGGGACCCUCAACCUGUGUUUCACUUUAAACAUCCAAACAGAGAUGAGGUGAUAGACAAUACCAGAUAUAAAAGAAUGGAGUAUGACAUUGACAACACAAGUAUUCUCCAUGGAUUUGCAGGAUACUUUGACACAAAACUUUAUGCAAACGUUUAUUUAAGUAUUGUACCAGAAACACAUUCACCGGGCAUGUUCAGCUGGUUUCCUAUACUCUUCCCAGUAAAGACUCCACUUUAUGUGGAGAAAGGUUCAAAAGUGGUUGUAGAGUUUUGGAGGCGAGUCAGUACAAAAAACGUCUGGUAUGAAUGGUGUGUUUUAGAACCGAGCGUGUUGCCAAUACAUAAUCCGAAAGGACGUUCAUACACCAUUGGACUGUAACUGAGGAUUGCAUUAAAACCUAAAAUUUUUAUCUUGUUAUCCAGAAUUUAAUUGCUAUGUACAAAGGAAGUUACAAUAUCAACAAAAGAAAUGUUUUCAAUAAGAUAUCAACACAAAAAUGUUUCCAGUUAGAUAUCAUCGCAAGGAAAUGAUUCCAGUUAGAUAUCACCACAAGGAAAUGUUUCCUGUUAGAUAUUAAAAGGAAAUGUUUCCAGUUAGAUAUCAUCACAAGUAAAUGUUUCCUGUUAGAUAUUAAAAGGAAAUGUUUCCAGUUAGAUAUCACCACAAGGAAAUGUUUCCUGUUAGAUAUUAAAAGGAAAUGUUUCCUGUUAGAUAUUAAAAGGAAAUGUUUCCAGUUAGAUAUCAUCACAAGAAAAUGUUCACAAGGAAAUGAUUCCAAUCAGAUCGUAACGCAAAAAAUGUUUUCAAUUAUAUAUCAGCACAAGAAAAUUAAUGUUUUCAAUCAAAUGCCAACAUAAAAAAUUGUUUCUAAUCAGAUAUCAGCAUAGAUAGUAAUUAAGUACUUCAAUUUGAACCAUCUGUUGUUAAUAUUAAUAAAUGUGACACAUGCUUUGUGCAUAAUACUAACAAUUGAAAUAUAAUGAAAAUUUGUGAUUAAAGGAAACCAAUCCCGGUAAUUGUAUUUUGCUGAAGUCAGUACUCAAUUCAAGCAAAGAUUUUUUUUAUAAACAUUAUUCAUGGAAAUUUGUUUUUCUUUGGCAACAUUCAUACUUUGAAUUAAGUGUACAUUAUUGUUUUUAUACCCCCAAAAAAGGAAGUUUGGGGGGGUAUAUAGGAGUCACCCGGUUGGUCGGUCGGUCGGUCCAGACGUCCGUUGCAUUUUCCUUGUCCGGAGCAUAACUUGAAGACUAAUGGUUGGAAUUCCAUAUAACUACAUACAAUGGUCAAGCACAUUGAGAGGAAGUGCAGUGCACAAGAACCAUAACUCUAUUUUGACUAAUUACAGAAUUAUUGCCCUUUGUUACUUUUCGUUGUCCGGGCAUAACUUGAACACUACUGGUUGGAAUUCAAAACAACUUCAUACAAUUGUCAAACACAAUAAGGGGAAGUGCAGUGCACAAGAACCAUAACUCUAUCUAAAGUAAUUACAGAGUUAUUGCCCUUUGUUACUUUUCCAUUGCUUUUUUUUUGUCCGGAGCAUAACUUGAAGACUAAUGGUUGGAAUUCAAUAUAACUUCAUACAAUGGUCAAGCACAUUGAGAGGAAGUGCAGUGCACAAGAACCAUAACUCCAUCUUGACAAAUUACAGAGUUAUUUCCCUUUGUUACUUUUCCUUGUCCAGAGCAUAACUUGAAAACUACUGUUUGGAAUUCAAUACAACUUCAUACAGUUUUCAAGGACAUUAAAAGGAAGUGCAGUGCAUAAGAGCCAUAACUCCACUUUGACAAAAUACAGAGUUACUGCCCUUUGAUACUUUUCCUUGUCUGGGGCAUAACUUAAAACGUACUGGUUGAAAUUCAAAACAACUUCAUACAAUGGCCAAGCACAAAAAGAGGAAGUGCAGUGCACAAGAACUAUAACUCCAUCUUCAGUAUUUAUAGAGUUAUUUCCCUUUGUUCCUUUUCUUUGUCUUUCUGGACUUAUUACAGAGUAAUUCAAUAAAACUUCAUCAAUGGCCAACCACAUUGAAAGGAAAUGCAAUAUACAAGAACCACAACUAUCUUUAAUUGCCCACAACCAUAACUCUAUAUUUCAAUUCUUUUACAAGAUAUUCUGUUACUAGUAACAUCCUCAUUUCCGAAGCAGUCUUGUGGGGGUAUUAAUCACAUUUAGUGAUAGUUCUAGUUGAAUUUGUCCGGAACAUUACUCGGAAACCAUAAGAGAUAUCAACAAGAAACUUUGUAAGUUGAUAGAUAACAGUGAUUAGAAGUGCAGUGGAAAGAACAAUAACUCUGCCUUUCCUAAUUUUGGAAUUAUUGCACUUUGAACUUUUUCCAGGGACAUAACUCUGAAACUACAAGAGGUGUACUUUCCUAUGUCCAAAACCUAUUCGGGGAGCAUCACCCGGCUCAAACCGGGCUCUUGUUUUAAAUGUACUUGAAGAAAAGUUGUUCACAAAAUAAAAAUCAAAUAAAUGAUUAAAAACAA